UGAUACUAGUGAGAGUCAUAGAUUAAAGCAAUUUUUUUAAUUAUAAUGCUAAAAAUGACCCCAAAGCAAGUAUUGAUGAAGUGGGAGGUGAAUACUAGGCAUAAGCUUGCUGUGCAUUAUUUGUGUGAUGCUUCAGAGGCCACAGCUAACAAACUGUGAGAUGUUACUGGCUCUGCACUGGCUGACAGGAGAGCUGGCGCCGCCUGGAAGAGAGGCACAUCACUUCAAGCCGGCAGGGAGCCGAGAGAGCUCAGGCCGAGCAAUCCCGGCUUCAAUCCUGGCGUUUCACUUGGGGGAUUCUGGCCAUAUCCAGUUGGAGACGUGAAAUUUUCAUUCUUUAUUAUUUUUUGCAAAUAGAAUUCCUUUGCUUGCAUCCUACUAAUGUGUAGAGGGUACAUAUAUUUAAAAAAUGUCUGAUACCAUGAGGAGAGAAUCAGUUCACUUCCUCUUUUGCUAUUGUAAUGAUUGCCGAUGCAAUACCUCCAGAGAGUGACAAUGGAAAAAAGUAAAUGCCAAUUACUGGCAGUGAGGUUUGUUUUCACUGUUGCCCAAUUCCAGUCUGACUGCAACAGGAACUUGUAUAAUUCGUCAGCAUGAGAUACCACUAUUUCUCUGAUAAAUAGUGAAGGAUGUGUGUAUUUGUACAGACUUAGCCUUUGCUUUGUUUCUUCAUGGACAAGGUGGAAGCAGAAACGAUGGCAGGGGAGGACCAGGGGGACUCGUCGGGGGACCAGGCUGGAAGGAAGAGGUUUAACCCGGUGGUUUUAGAAGAGCAGGAGAAGGAGACCAGAAGCUUGAAAUCCCUCUUCGCCAGGAAGGUCAAGAAAAAAUGUUCUUGCGGACCAGCCAGAAUCAAAGGUCUUCUGUUUGGGUUUUUUCCCAUUCUGUCAUGGCUGCCCGGCUACAAGCUGAAGGAGUGGAUCAUUGGGGACAUGAUGUCUGGGUUGAUUGUGGGUAUCCUCCUGGUGCCCCAGUCCAUCGCCUACUCCCUUCUAGCUGGCCAGGACCCCAUCUACGGCCUGUACACCUCCUUCUUCUCCUGCAUCAUCUAUGCCCUGCUGGGCACCUCGAGGCACAUCUCGGUGGGGAUCUUCGGGGUGCUGUGCCUCCUGGUGGGGCAGGUGGUGGAUAAGGAGCUGAUGGCGGCGGGCUACCUCACGGAAGGCAACCAGACGGCUAUCCCGGGCCCGGGCAACGCCACCGCAGCGCUGGACUGCGACCGCAGCUGCUACGCCAUCUUGGUGGGGACCACGGUGACGUUCAUGGCGGGAGUUUACCAGGUGCUGAUGGGAGUCUUUCAGGUGGGCUUUGUGUCCGUCUACCUCUCGGACUCCCUCCUCAGCGGCUUUGCGACCGGCGCCUCCCUGACCAUCCUCACCUCGCAAGUCAAGUACCUCCUGGGGAUCCGGCUGCCCCGGACGCAGGGUCUGGGCUCUCUGGUCAAGACCUGGUUCUACCUCUUCCAGAACAUCAAGGACACCAACGUGUGCGACCUCGUCACCAGCCUGCUGUGCCUGCUGGUGCUGGUGCCCACCAAGGAGCUGAACGACCGCUUCAAGGCCAAGCUCAAGGCUCCCAUCCCCAUGGAGCUCUUCGUGGUCAUCGUGGCCACCUUGGCCUCUCACUACGGCCGCUUCCACGAGGUUUACGGUUCGGACAUAUCCGGGACCAUCCCAACAGGAUUCCAGCCCCCCAUGCUUCCGGCCUGGUCCCUCAUCCCCAACAUAGCCCUGGACGCCCUGUCCAUCGCCAUCAUUGGCUUCGCCAUCACCGUCUCCCUCUCCGAGAUGUUCGCCAAGAAGCACGGCUACGUCGUGGACGCCAACCAGGAGAUGUACGCCAUCGGCUUCUGCAACAUCCUGCCCUCCUUCUUCCGCUGCUUCACCACCAGCGCCGCGCUUACCAAGACGCUGGUGAAGGAGUCCACCGGCUGCCAGACGCAGCUGUCUGGGGUGGUGACCGCCCUGGUGCUGCUCCUUGUCCUGCUGGUCGUCGCUCCCCUGUUCUUCUCGCUGCAGAAGUGCGUCUUGGCGGUCAUCAUCGUCGUCAACCUCAGGGGCGCGCUGCGCAAGUUCUUGGACGUCCCCCGGAUGUGGCGAGUGAACCACGUGGACGCCGCCAUCUGGCUGGUCACCAUGGGGACCUCGGCGCUCCUCAACACGGAGCUGGGGCUGCUGGUGGGCGUGCUGUUCUCGGCGCUGUGCGUCCUGGCGCGCACCCAGGGGGCGCCGGCCGCGGAGCUGGGGCGGGCGGGCGAGCUGGAGCUGUACGAGGACCUCGGCGCCUACAAGGGCCUGCGGACCCAGCCCGGGGUGAGCGUCUUCCGCUUCGGGGCGCCCAUCUACUACGCCAACCAGGCGCUCUUCAAGCGGGCCCUGUACCGCCACCUGGGCCUGGACCCCGUGAAGGAGAAGUCGCGGCGCAGGAAGCUGGAGAGGAGGAGGAGGAAGGAGGAGGAGGGAGGGGCCGCCGGGGAUCAGAACAAGGCCGAGGAGUCGCCCGCCCGCAUCUUCAUCCCGCAGCGGCCUGGCUGCCACACCCUGGUGCUGGACUGCGCGCCGGUGCUGUUUCUGGACACGGCCGGCGUCAACGCCCUGCAGGAGGUGCGCAAGGACUACUCGGAGCUGGGGCUUCGAGUCCUGCUCGCGCGCUGCAACGCCUCCGUCCUGGACUCCCUGCGCAGGGGAGGGUAUCUGGAAGAGGCCGGCAGCUCGGCGGGGAAGGUGUUUUUUACCAUCGGCGACGCUGUCGGCUAUGCUCUCGCGCUUUGUUCCCAGAAUGGAAAUGGGGAAACGUGCUGCUGAUGGGGGGCCGGGGUUUGGUUUUUUUUUUAUACAACAAUACUUGGUUGUUUACCGUGCCUUUGUGUCUCAAUAUUAUAUAAGUCUUUGCUCUCUGCUUCCUUAAGAGGUGACGUUUUCUUUGGAUCUGAAGAACGCGUGGUUUUUGUCUGGCAGUUCUCUGUGCAAAAACGCAGCUUCGAAAAGACAAACUAGACGUGAAGCAUAUCCGUCUCCCCUCUUUGGCUCGUGCUGAAUUACAGGUGAUUUCAGUCUCACGGCUGAUCGAUUAAGCUAGCAGGAUAAACCGUGCUUUGUUGUUUUAUGUAAACCUCCUUGAGAAAGGUAAUGCAUAAUAUUACUGGAGCACAGGACUGGUGAAUUGUCACCCCAACCUUGUUUCAGAUUUGUUUUUUUACAAAAAGCACUUUAUACAUUUCUAUGGUCAGUAAAUGAAAGAUUUUCACAUAUUGCAGCAAUGUCACCAGUAUGCCUAGAAUAGUUUAUCUAUAAAUAAUAGGAUUGCAGCAUAAUAAAAAACACUGCCAUGUAGGAUUUUUUUAUACAUUUUUGGAGAAAGACGUCUUAAAUAUUUAUUAACUAUAUUUAUGUAACACUGCUGUAAAAAGUGCUGGAAAGAACUGUGCUUUGUCUCUGUCAAUCUGAGCAAAGAAUUGAGCUUGUAUUUACACUAAAUGUGCAGUGCCUUCUACUAGAUCUCACACUAAUUUAUUCCAAGGGCUUUCCUUUGUGUGUUGCCCUGGUUUUCCUAGACUGGGAGUGUUCCUGAACUCUGGUCAUGUCCCAGAAUUAUGCAAUGAAAGGGCUGGAGGUGUUGUUUCCACUGAAACCAAAUGGGGGGAAAUGAGGGAUUCUAUGAGAAUAAACUAUACAUAUGAAUGUAGUAUCGCACAAUACACCUCAAAAAUGCUCUCUCCUCUCAAGACCAAAAACUAGUGUAGGAUAAGAAAUUGUGAUGGACGUCUUUGUCCUGAAAGAGGAGGAGGGGGGAGGAGUGUGAAUUUCCUUCUUUUCCACCAGUUCUGAUGUAGUUCCAGUCACUUUUUUCCCCGUUAUGCUCUACUUUGGUGAUCUCUCCCUGGUGCUUUUCCAGGUGAAUGGGGAAAAAGAAACUUGUUUGCUUCUUUCUUUAAAAUGCGAUAAGCAGGAAUAAGUCAAUAAGUCAAACUCAGAAGGCUUAUCUACAGUUUACAGUAUAAAGGAAGAGUUACAAUUCCUUUGUAAUCAAAGUGCCUUUUUGAUUAAAGUGUUUCAGCCAAAAUUAUCAUGCUGUGCCUUAAGUUAAUACAUACUUAAUCGUGUAAUAGUGAUAUUUUUCCUAAGAUAAUAUUUUUAGAAAUGUUGUGGAUGUACUUUUUCAUUCUCAAGUCUUCAUAAGGAUUGCUGUUAUUGUGAAAAAAAAAUAAACUGUGAAAGACUGCCAAUAUGAAUUGUAUUGGUUUUAUACAGAACUGUCCUUUUAAAUUGAUUGUAAGUCAACACUGCCCCCUGUUGGUUGAAGAUCUGACCUGAGAAGUUUUGUCCACAUAUUCUAAUCGCGCUCCUCCUUCUGGUACUUUUAUUUCUGAUCCGGUAAGAAGCGCACGCGGUUUACAUUUCUUAAAUCAACAAGUUUGUGCGUCAGGAAUAAGCAUUAAUAUUUAAAAUAUUUGCUCACAACUACUGUAUGACUUUUUAUUGCCCAGCAUAUGUUAUCAGUAGCCCGUUUGUACGUACUUUUUGUAUAUCCUUUAUUUUUUCUCGGGUUUUGAAGGAAUCUGAAUUGUGUUUUUCAGUAAUGUUUUAUAUUUGUUUAAUUUUCAAACUGGCUACACCCGUCUCUGCGGUGCUUUUAUUCUCGGUGUUACCGUUUGCAGUUUUUCUCUUCCGAGCUAAAACGUCGGUGCCGACAGCCCUUGUUUAUCCAUGUGUUAAGUGUCAUUUGCGGAACCACAAUCAGCGCUACUAAAACAGCUGUUUUAAAAAGUUUCGAAUUCUUGCAGAUGUGUAACAUCCUUGUGUUCUGAAGUCGUGUGAACUCCAUCAUUGUGCUGGCUCUCCCACAGUGCACUGCAGCAGAAGGGCAUUAUUCUACACACACAAUCCACUGUAUGUACACAACCACGUAUAUACAGUACCGUAGGGUCCAUUGCACCUGUUGUAGACCAGCCUUAGACAUGGUGGGGGAAAUGUAUAACCGUUUUUGUUUUGUGUAUUCUUCUUCGUCUGAUGUCGAAUUUUCUUUUAAACAGAACCGUCGUCUUAUGCUGUUGUACUGGUUGUGUUCCCGGCGUCUGAGCUGUUUGUUAAAUGUUUCUCUCCCCCGCGUAGCUUUCAGUUUAGUGUUGCGUCACGAUGAAAUGUUGUAAACGUAGUGGAAGCUUUUUUUUUUUUUUCCGGGGGGAUCUAUCUCUACCAAAAAAAAAAAACAAAAAAACAAGCCAGCAGAGAAAGUAGUGUCGAAUACUGUUCUGCUGGGAUUGCUUUCAUUUCUCGCACAAAAUAAAAGUAACGAUGAAGUGUUCAAGUGUGGGCUGCCUUCUGGAGUCCAGAUGUCGCAGGUUCGAGUCUGGGCUGCUGUAUGUCUCCAGCCAACUGUGUCUAGGAGUAGGAUUAUUAAUGGAAGCUAUUUAUUAACGAAAAUUGCUAUGUACUGUAUGUGCAGCAAAAACCAAUGUACCACCUUGUCUUUGUCACUGACGAAACAGGGCUCCUAGACUAAAACCCAGCUACUUUUCCUGAAGGGCUUUUUAAAUUCUUCUGUUCAACUUGUCUGCUUUGCAAUUAUGUUACCUUUUAAUAAACAGUUGAAAUGA
Messenger RNA from Lepisosteus oculatus (spotted gar), 5596 nucleotides. RefSeq names its product solute carrier family 26 member 2 (gene slc26a2). Gene Ontology annotation, cellular component: plasma membrane. Gene Ontology annotation, biological process: transmembrane transport. Gene Ontology annotation, molecular function: secondary active sulfate transmembrane transporter activity; oxalate transmembrane transporter activity; chloride transmembrane transporter activity. NCBI's taxonomy places the organism in Eukaryota, Metazoa, Chordata, Actinopteri, Semionotiformes, Lepisosteidae. The record is from RefSeq and is a predicted model, not a curated record.